AUGUCACUCGACUCUGACUGGGAUUCCCGUAGCAUGGACUCCCAUCCAUCUGAUUUCAAUGAUGGAGCUGAAGCCAUCUUGAUGAACACGAGCAUCGAGAUUGAAAUUCCUACAGGAGACGAUCAAUCAAGGGGUUCUACCCCGGAAAGCCACAAGGACUGCCAUGAAUAUUAUGUGUAUGGGCAAGGCGCCCCUGUAUAUUCCUGUGGCUGCUAUAGGUAUAGAGAGAUGGAAAGGUACAAAGUCCUCAAGCUCUCACCUCCAGACCUUGAACAGGCAUUAGAAUCUGGUGAUGGCGACUUCGAAGAUGUCAAUGGAUUAGGUCUAAAACGCAAGAUACGUAACGAGAAUGAUCGACAUUACCAACAUGUGAGCAGCAUCAGGGCCCGCCACGAAACUCCCGCCAUCAAAACGCAGGAACCUCAGCAGGCAAUCCAAAUCGUUCGAAGGGGAACUGACUCAAUCCCUAGACUGAAAAAGAGAAUUCUCUACUAUGAAACACUGCAAAACGAUGAACACCUCGGAGGGAGUGUUUUGCAUCAAUUGUUGGGUCCCGGUGAUUAUAUAUACUUGCACAAUUGCGCCUUUGCGAUCCAUCCCUCAAAUGCCUACAAGACGAGUAUGAGCGCCUACUCACUAGUGCCUCCAAGUAAUGGUUCACUAUUCUCGACAAACUUUCGACAAACUCCAUAUUUCGGUCAUGCUACACUCAACAAAUUCGCACCAGGAGAAGGAAAAGAAAUGCAUUGCUGCGAGGGUGCAGGCGUUGAAAUAGGCAUAGGAGUUGAGAUGGGCGUAGGAGUUGAAUGGGGAUUCUCACAAGCCAGCGUAAGACUUCAUUGGUAG
Molecule: messenger RNA, 846 nt
Organism: Suillus fuscotomentosus
Lineage: Eukaryota; Fungi; Basidiomycota; Agaricomycetes; Boletales; Suillaceae
Exons: 7
Coding region: 1-846 (281 amino acids)
Source: RefSeq, a predicted model, not a curated record